Molecule: messenger RNA, 5386 nt
Organism: Lymnaea stagnalis (great pond snail)
Lineage: Eukaryota; Metazoa; Mollusca; Gastropoda; Lymnaeidae
Source: the annotation of a GenBank genome assembly
AUCUAAACAUUAUUGGUGACAUCAACAAUGAUCAGCUGACUUGCCUCUCAGCUGUGGUUGGCUGCUUGAAUAAUUUAUGCUCAUGGCCUCUGAGUCGCCCAAAGACCACCAGAGACUACAACCAUGUCUGUGAUGAUUUUUUCACUGAGGAAAAUUUCAGGUGAUUUCUUCCAUCCCCUUGCAUUAUGGUAUAUUAUUAUUAUAACAUUGUAGGAUGCUAUCAAUAAAUCUGUUUUAACUUAUAGGGCUAAGUGUUGGUGUUGUGUUUUUGUUUUUAUUUAUAAACCAAAUUUAUUUUCUGGAUGACAUAAAUAUGUCUACAAAAAUAUUUUUACUUUCAAAAAAAGAGUUUUUGCUUUUCCUGAGGAACUCACUUAGCUUUCACUAUGAGGAAUGCACUUAGUUUCUUUAUUUUACUUUAGGCAGAAAUAAUGCAGGAAGUUUGUAACAUUUCAAAGUUUAUAAAAAUCAAUAUCUUUAUCUAAACCAAUGCUGUCAACUUUAUCAGAACAUGAUAUGCCGCUUACACUCGAUUAUAUUUGACAUUAUUUGACAUUUAUUUAUUUUAAAAAAUCUUCUUGAGGUCACAGAUAUUUAUAAUUAAUUUGUCUGGAUAUUUUGACAUAUUUUUUUUAAAGAGAUACUUCUUUGUAUCUUGACACUUACUUUGCAUGCCUGACUUUUACUGUACUGAAAUUAUUUUUUUUGGCUUAGAAGUCAAGUUCAAGGCCUCAGACACCACCAUGGUGUUUACUUGUGGGAAAAAUCUGGGCCUAAAGUUAUGGCACUGUUCAGACAAAUUGCUCAGAGGGUGGCAAUGAACUGCUCAAAAAAUACAAAGGCCAAUAAUCCAACUUCAAAAGGGGAAGAAACCUCCAACUCAACAUCACUGCUAGGAAUAUCUCAGCAAGAAAUGGAACUUUUGAAACAGCUUCUCAACUAUCUCACUCUGAUGUCUGUCAUUUCAUGUUCUUUUAAAAAACCACCAACCACAGAAAAGUGUUUGGACUCCCAUGAGGGAACCAAUCAAAGCUCAAAGAAAAGAUUGAAAGAGGAACUAGCAGAAAAACAAAUUUUUGCUGAGAAGAGGAUUUUGCGGCGAUCUUUAGUGGAAGAGGGAAUUUUUUACUUAGUGGGACAAGUGAUGCCACUGAAUGAUGUUCACUUAAAGGUAUGUGACGGUGUUGUAAUAAUUUAUGUAACGGUUUGUCAUAAAUUAUUUGUUAUGAUCUCCUUCAUAUUGUCCUUUUGAGUUCUGUUAUUCAUUCUUAGAUAAGUACGUAAUGCCUAUACUUUUUACAUUUUUAAAUUUUUAUUUAAAAAAUGCCUCAACAGAUUCAAGUGUCAAAUAAUUUUUUAUAAUAUUUCUUUUUUAAAAUUACAGAUUAUGGGUACAACAAUUCUUCGUCUAUGUCUUCAGCCAACAGAUGGUAAAGCUGAGCAGGUUGCCCAAAUAAAUGCAGUAAAAGAUAGGUAUAGCUCAUAACGAUAAUGAUGAAUCAUAUUUUCAGUUUGUUUUCACAGACAGCAGAUUCAUACCAAUGAUAGGGGAUUGGGGGGGGGGGGAUUUGCCCAUUGAACAUGUAAGUUAGCUGAGGGGUUUGAAUAAGGAACUGUAGUAGAGGCUUGACGGGCUAGCAGAUCAAGUAUAUUCUUUGUUAUUAUUUUCUUUAUGAUAUAUCAAACAUGUGAGAAAAGCUGCUCAUUAAUUGUGAAUAUCUGACUUCUGUUAGAAAUGUUAAAAAAGACAUACACUUAAGUAGGGCAUGUGAAUAUUUCCUAUGGGAGUAUAAAUAUUAAUGUAUGUGUACCGGGUAUGAGACAUGUCACAACAGAGAUCAAUGUUUAUAUUUGUUUGUGGAAACUCAUCUUUUGUUUUAUAUUUUUAUAUUUUAUGUUCAAAUCUCUUUUCACUUUACAGUUAUCUAGUGUUUCAACUGACUUAAGUCAAUUGGAUUGAAAAGAAUUGCCCAAAAGAUUUGAAUAACUCACUGAUACUGAAAUAGAAAUGUGAUUAAAUAGUCUGUACUAUUUUGUAAAAUCUUCAACUCAUCAAAAUUUCAGCCUUACCUAAAUCAAAUUUAAAAUUCAGGUGCACAAUUAUGUCAAUAAUAUCUUUUAGUUAAUUGUGUUCAAAAAAAUAAAAAAAUGUUUAAAAGAUGUUUUUUAACCAAUUUUUGAAUUUUUGUUCCUCCAAUGACCAGACAAAGAUCACAUUCUACCACCAUGCCACCCAGGCCCAGCUCUGCGAAGCAUGAGGCUCAGAGAAAGUACAGCAUGGACCAAAGACAACUGAAAUUAAAGCAGAGGCCCCAAAGUUCACAUCCUGUGUUUUCCAAGCCUUCUCAUGACACUGAGUUAAGGUCAGCAGCAGCAAAAAUAAAAAGGUGAACAAAGACCAUAAUUUAAAUUAUAAAAGGAUUGUUUAAAAUUUUACUGCCAGGAAUGUUGAAUUGUUUCACUGAACAUGUGCAUAAAAAAAAAAAUUUUAAGUUAACACUAACAACCAAAAAAUCCCCCUUUCAAGUGUUGAGUUUUCAAGGCAGACAACUCCGACAUCAUACCAAGAAUGCACCAAUUAUACGUGGUUCUGUCCCCUUACUCCAAGAACGAGUAAAAAACCUUUAUUUCAACGUACAACUUCCCCUCUUGGCCCUAUAAGACCGAAAUCAGCCAAUGUCAGCUGGCUUUUGGCUGACGAUGUGAGUAACAGAGCUGAACAGACAGAAAAUAAGGCAAUGAAUACUCUCAAGAAGCCAGGUAAACAAGAUAUUCUCUACUACUUUGUAACAUAAUUGUUUUUGCAUAGUUAUGGUUGUUCAUUUUUUCUCUUGUAGACAAAGCAGAGAAUAUCUUCAUCAAAUUUUUAAAGCAUUUUUAUAUCAUCAAAAGCCUACAUUGUAAUUUAGCUUAUGCAGCAAAGUACCAACAAGAAAUGCAUUUCUUGAGUUAUAGGAUAAGAAAAUAGAAGGGAAGAGUGUUGUGUUCAUAAUAUUGCUUUGUGAGAACUUUGUGAUGUAAAUUAUGUGCCUUGAAAUGUACAGACGUGAGACAUAAGGAAUGGUAAAUGGCUAUUGAAGAGAAAUGAGAUGAUAGGACAUAGAUGUUUUAAGUACAGAAGUGGGAUGAUGGGACCUUGGUUUCUAAAGUAAAGAAAUGGGAUGCUAGGACCUAGGUUUAUAAAGUAAACAAAUGAGAAUCUAUUCUGUGAUCCCUCCAGAUCCAAUGCCCUGUAGAGGUUACAAGAAAUUUUUUAUUUGAAAUCAAAGUUGAAAGCCCUUUUGAAAUAAAACCAUGUGAGGACCACCAAUAGAUUACAGCUGGUCUGAAGUGCCAUGGGAAAUUUACCUGGUAUUAAUGUUGAAGAAUUGAUAUACCGAAUGGGUACCAACAUGUCUAUUUUUAAAGUACUUAAAAUGAAGGGAUUACUUUUGUUUGGCACUGUUAUUUCCAUGGACCUAAUAUUGUAAGUUGCUAUAAUACUUUUCCAAUGAAAUGGGCACCGAUCUGUUUCUUACAGGUACAGUGCCAUUUUCUGAUUACCCGUAAUAUAAAAAAAACAAAAGUCAUUAAACACAGGAAGUAACUCCCUGUUUUUGUACAAGUUAACUCCCUUUUCGUACUAGUAUGUUUUUAAUAAAUAAAACCAUGCGAUUGCCGCUGUGUUUUUGGUGCUUCCAAACCUUAAGUUUAUUUAUCACAAUUCUUCUUAUUACAAGUGAUAUCUAACACAAGGGACCUCUUGAUGUCACCCCUGAACCCGGGCAACAACAUUGUCGCCGACAGCUGCCCCAGGGUGCUGCUGGCUGCUGCCGGGGAUAUUCUUAAGGGAAUCUUCAGUCCAGACAAACAGCUCAAGCGAAACAGUCUGCUUUUGUUACAUGAUUUGGUGCUUCAUGGGAAAGUAAGUCUAUUUAUAGAAUCCUGACAAGUUUUAAUCUGUUGUGUAGUAAUGAGCCCAUUUAGUUCCCAGAAAGAAAGAGCUACAACAGUGCUACUGCUUAGCAUGUUGUUAAGAUUUCAAAUUUUGUGAUGUAACAUGUAACAACAUUAAACAGUGCAGUACUUGCAAAUGGAAGUGUUCAAGAGCUUAUAUUUAACAAUAAUUUAUUUUGAUUAGUAUUUAAUUUUUUUACUCGUGUAAAACUGUGCUCACUUGUACUCUAGUCAAAUAGAGGUAAAACUGUGCUCACUUGUACUCUAGUCAAAUACAGGUAGAACUGUCUUAACUGUUAAAAUUUGUUUCUGUUCCCAGAAUGAACUACAUAUGGAGCUCUCCAAACUUGGCUGUGUUCCUAAACUUGUUGAUUUCUUGAGAAUCAACGAUGAUGACCAACUGAUGGAGAUUACAGGUAACAAUAACCCAGUUUUUAAUUGAUAUGAGUUUACCUAUUUUUUAUAUACUAUGGAGGUGAACUGCACAAGUCUGAAUCAAUGAUUUUAAAACUCAAGGUGUAUUGUAAAUUUUUAAAAAAAUCAACUGAAAAAUCUUUAUUACAAAAUUUAAAAAAAUUAUUAGCAACAAAAUAAAACAUAUUAAAACUGUUGAAUCAUCUUUCCUUAUUCUGCCUGCUUCAUAUUUACAAAAUGGCCCCAAGCAUACAGAAAUUGCCAGCAUUCGUAUCUGUCAAAUAUUCUAGUUGUUGAAUAUUUGGCUCAUUGUCUAGGUUUAUGAAUCUCGCUUUUGUUUAAAUGUCUUGUAAAUCUUGUCACACAACAGACUAGGUUGAUUCAACAAACAAUACGCUUCAAGGUCCAUAAGUCAUUUAUUUGAUGACAGCAUUACUAGAUUAAUGCGUAUCACAGUUAAGUGAACAUGAAUCCAAAAAUAUAUGGCAAUAUUCCAAUCAGCAAACAUAUCCUGACAUCCACUAUCUCCAAAAAAAGGCGUCUCGCUGUCGCGAGUUCUAUCUCUCGUCUACCCUCUGUGAACGUACUCCCCCUUACUCAAACAGUUGUCUCCCCUUUUAUACCCCAAAUCUCAUGCCUCGUUCACUCCACUAUCAUUCGCCCGUGACAUGAAAUUAGUUCACAAUCCGCAUUCGUCCUCAAAUCAACACACACACACUACCUCAUGAUUUCAUGACCUUGACAGUAUCCAUAUCUAACCAAUACUUCCAGUCCGGCUAUCAUAUGCCUUCCAGAAUUACAUUAUGUCCCUAAAAUUAGACUAUUGCAUCCAGGCAUGACCAUAACACAUAUACUUAUAUUACAUAAAGGUCUGACCAUUGCACGCAUACUACUGUCCAGUGAUCGGAGGAUUUGUCAACUCUUCAACUUCCAUGGAGGCUCUGUGAUGCUGAUGGCCCUCCUUCAUGACAAACCAUCAGAUGAGUUGAAGCAGGCAGUAAUGAGCACUCUCAACACACUCAACUACAGUCAGUAG